AUGAUAUUAAGGGAGUGCACUGGCUUCAUUAAAGAGGAGUACAAGAAGUACCAGGUAAGAACAAGCAUACACCACUGGCAGCUGCGAGAUAUGAUAUCUUCGACAAACGAGCCAUCUAAAGUGCUCUAUGUAUACGGCAACUCGAUCAAUAUGCUGAACACAAAGACAGAAAGAGCCCACAGCGUGUCCAGAAAUCUUCUCUUCAACCCAACUGCCAUCUGCUACAAUGACGGGAUCGUGGCAGCAGGCGGCCAGAGAAGCCAGCUUUUCAUAAAAAACAUCCAAACAGGGAUUGACAGAAAAGUGUCCACCGGCGGAUCGAUAAAUAACGGCCUGGAGAUAUUCUCGCAUUUUGGGGACAAAAGAAUUCUCGUCUGCAAUAACGAUGAGACGAUAAAAGAGUACUCCAUUGGGUCAAUGCGGAGAUGCUCUGUGCUGACGCACCAGUCUCCUGUGAACAGCUGCUCUGUGAGCUACGACGGAAGCAUGCUGGCCACCGUUGGAGACUCGAAUGAAAUUUCGCUGUACUCGAUCGGAAAAGAGAAGUAUUCUUUAAUAAAGAAGUUGAAAGCCGUUAAUGAUGCAUCUUUCAAGGUUUCAUGGAGCCCUUCGAGCAUCCACCUGGCUGCAAGCACGCAAGAUGGAUACAUUUGUGUUUACGACAUACGGAAUAUGAACGGAAAAAUAAAAACAAUUCCGUCAAUCCAGGGGUCGCUGGUCAAGGGGGCGUGCAGAAAUGUUAAGUUCUGUCCUGACAGCUCAAUGGGGCUGCUGGUGUUUACAGAGCACGUAUCGCAUUUCACUGUUGUCGAUGUCCGAGAUUUCAGCAAAAAACAAAGCAUAGCUGUGAGCGGCGCGGGAGGAGACAAACACAUUUCUGGGCUGGCAUUUGGAGAAGACGGAAGACAGAUGUACAUAGGCACGGAGAUGAACAUAUUUGAGUUUGAGAUAGACGACAUAAAGAGAAGGCUUUUCCAAAGUGGAGAGGUAAAUUAA
Molecule: messenger RNA, 996 nt
Organism: Nematocida minor
Lineage: Eukaryota; Fungi; Microsporidia
Exons: 1
Coding region: 1-996 (331 amino acids)
Molecular function (GO): protein binding
Source: RefSeq, a predicted model, not a curated record